Molecule: messenger RNA, 486 nt
Organism: Echinostoma caproni
Lineage: Eukaryota; Metazoa; Platyhelminthes; Trematoda; Plagiorchiida; Echinostomatidae
Source: the annotation of a GenBank genome assembly
AUGGCUGCUAAUUUACGCGCGGAGAAAACCGGCUUUGCUAAACAAGCUGCCGAACGUAUGGCGGCCAAAUUUGACGGAGAAGAAGCGGCUAAAACACUGCGUUGGAUUCGCCAACUACCCGUUCCAAACGGUAUACCUAAUCAAUUUCUUUGCGCAGUGGACAAGAUUCCACGGGACAUUCAAACUGUGGACAUGGAUCAGUAUGCGGAUUAUCUGACCGAUGGUUUAGUUCUGGGCUAUGUGAUGGCAUGUGUCCGACCAGCCUGGUUAUCUCAUAUUCAAUCGGAGAAAUCCUGGCAAGUGUCCACAUCCAAACCGUUCGAGAUGUCUCGUCAACGUGAACGAAUCGGACUGUUCUUACAAUUCCUAUCCGAGGUCGGUGUGCCAGGCCCGUCACAAUUUCAAACUGAUCAGCUGUAUGAGAAAACCGGUCUAGCGCAAGUUGUGAUUGCCAUGAGCAAUUUGGUGGUGAUAGUCGGCAAAUAA